Molecule: messenger RNA, 951 nt
Organism: Oryza brachyantha (malo sina)
Lineage: Eukaryota; Viridiplantae; Streptophyta; Magnoliopsida; Poales; Poaceae
Product: WRKY DNA-binding transcription factor 70-like
Exons: 3
Coding region: 165-797 (210 amino acids)
Biological process (GO): regulation of DNA-templated transcription
Molecular function (GO): DNA-binding transcription factor activity; sequence-specific DNA binding
Source: RefSeq, a predicted model, not a curated record
GUUUUUAUAUGGUGAUAAGGGCCUCAAUUAUAGAGCUCUUGAUGUUUUAAGCUAAAAAGGGGUGCCCUAGGUUGGUACGCUUCUGAAUUAAGGCUCUUCGGCCUUCAGUUUCAGGCUCACCCUAAGCAUCUCUCUGUGGGUCUCUCUCUUUCUCUCUGGAAACAAUGUCUCCUGUACCAAGUCCGCAUCAAUCACACCAUCUAGGCCAUGGCUCAAGGAAAGAGAAGCGAAUGAGGAAGGUGGAUACCUUUGCGCCGCACAACGACGGCCACCAGUGGAGGAAGUACGGCGAGAAGAAGAUAAACAACUGCAAUUUUCCCAGGUACUACUACAGAUGCACCUAUAAAGAUAACAUGAAUUGCCCGGCGACGAAGCAGAUUCAGCAGAAAGACUAUAGUGAUCCACCAUUGUACUCAGUCACCUACUACAAUGAGCAUACAUGUAAUAGUGCCUUUCUUCCUCUUAGCCCCUCGGAGUUCCAGUUGCAGACCGCAUCUGGCAAGGCAGUCUCCAUCUGCUUUGAAUCAUCUGGGGCACAAGAACCAAUUACCAAUGCCAGCUCACCUUCUUCAAGUGCAGCACGGCGCAGCACAACUUCAGAGAACAAGAAUCAGCCUCUUCCACGGCAUUCAGAAGCCUAUUCUUGGGGAGUUGGUGUUGUAGAACAAAAGCCGGCCUGCACUGAGCUCCAAUCUUGCAGCACUGAAUGUCAGGAUGGAUUUUCAGCUGGUACAAUUCCUGAAGAGACAGUAGAUGCAGGCAGAUUUGGUUCUAUCAGAUUCUUCCAUUUUUUGUAAAUGAAUUAAUGGAAGACAGUUUAUUUUACUUCAAACAGCUAAUAUGAUACAAAUGUUUUUUCCUCUACACCCUCAAAGAGUAUGAGAGGUUCUCCAUGCAUGUCACCAUGAUUUUCUUAGUUCAAUUGAAAUACCAGUGCUAAUUUACAUUCCA